Molecule: messenger RNA, 456 nt
Organism: Gastrolobium bilobum
Lineage: Eukaryota; Viridiplantae; Streptophyta; Magnoliopsida; Fabales; Fabaceae
Product: E3 ubiquitin-protein ligase Os04g0590900-like
Exons: 1
Coding region: 1-456 (151 amino acids)
Source: RefSeq, a predicted model, not a curated record
AUGGGACCUGAGAGUAUCAUUAUGGCGUAUUUGCAUGACACUUUUUCCUCUCUUCCUAUGUCUUCCGAGAACCUGGACUCAAUUAUACUUGCUAUAGGUCGACGCGCUACACAUAUGAUCAGCAACAACAUUGAAGGAAGUCAGAUACUGCAAAUGGAUGUGGUAGUUCGCAUUGCCAUUGGCCUUAGUGAUAUUGAUCACCAGAGCGUGUCUAUAUCAACCCUUGUGAAUUCCUUGGAAAAAGUCACAAUCAAUCAAGAUGGUUCUUCUAAUUUGGAUGAUACAUGUUCUAUUUGUUUGGAGGGGUUGGGUGAUGGAUCAAACUCAAAGCUUGUUCGCACCAAAUGCUCGCAUGUUUUCCACGAAGAUUGUAUUACCGAAUGGUUUCAGUAUUGUAACGCUCGUCAAUCCUAUUCUUGUCCUUUGUGUCGUUGUCAAGUUACAUAUGUUGAUUGA